AUGUCUCCGGUGGCCAUGAGUCUGGAAGAAUUGAUACCAUCAAACCACAAAAAGUCUCAUAUAUAUUCUAUAAUCAUAAGAACUGCAUUGGUAAUGUCUACAUUGCUUGUUGCUCUCAGCAUCCCCUUCUUCGGUCUGGUGAUGGCAUUCAUUGGAUCUUUUCUCACAAUGCUAGUAACAUUGAUUCUUCCGUGUGCUUGUUACCUCAGCAUCUUAAGGGGUAAAAUAAACAUCUUUCAGGGCUCCAUCUGUAUCUUCAUCAUCGUAGUUGGCAUCAUAGCAUCAGGAUUUGGAACCUAUUCAGCCCUCUCUGAAAUUAUCCAGAACUUAAUUUGA
Messenger RNA from Fraxinus pennsylvanica, 336 nucleotides. The record is from the annotation of a GenBank genome assembly. NCBI's taxonomy places the organism in Eukaryota, Viridiplantae, Streptophyta, Magnoliopsida, Lamiales, Oleaceae.